Messenger RNA from Morchella sextelata, 411 nucleotides. RefSeq lists its product as uncharacterized. Lineage: Eukaryota; Fungi; Ascomycota; Pezizomycetes; Pezizales; Morchellaceae. The transcript has a single exon. The record is from RefSeq and is a predicted model, not a curated record. Bases 1 to 411 code for a protein of 136 amino acids.
AUGAGGCCGCAUAUUAGGAAUCCAUUUUCGAGGGGUAUUUCCCUGGAAGUACCGAUACUCGAGGAUGCUAACCCCUCGUCUGUACCUAAUUCUUCAUGUUUGGUACCUGUGAUUCCCUCCGAUGGACCUGGUGCAUCUUCAUCAGUUCCAAUUCCUUCUGAGUCUCUUGUCAAUCCAUUAGAAGAGGGGGAGGUUACCGGGUCACAACCAAAUACCACUGCGAACGAGACUAGAGAUCUUGUUUGGGCCAUCUACAAUGCAAAGCCUUGGUGUGCACCCCAUAAAGAGGUCAUGAAGAUGUGGAAUGCAGUGGCAGAAGACCUAAAAGCAUGUGGUAUCUGCAAUAGGGACGGUCAGUAUAUACGGCGGAAGACAUUGAAUUUGAUUGAAAUACAUCACGAUCCAGAGUAG